Sabethes cyaneus is the source of this 1476-nucleotide messenger RNA. RefSeq lists its product as uncharacterized. Lineage: Eukaryota; Metazoa; Arthropoda; Insecta; Diptera; Culicidae. Gene Ontology annotation, biological process: tRNA-type intron splice site recognition and cleavage. The record is from RefSeq and is a predicted model, not a curated record. The transcript has 5 exons. Gene Ontology annotation, cellular component: tRNA-intron endonuclease complex. The coding region runs from base 151 to 1464 and encodes 437 amino acids.
GAUAGUUUGGUCUAAGUUUUCCUCUAAGGUUCUGCCGGAUUACUGGCGUUAUUUUAGAGAUUGCAAGUUUUCGUUUCGGUUCAAUUAGGCUACGAAAUCCAAUGCUGGUAGCGCCUAGUGCCAGGCUCGUAAGAGUGUUUGGCGCAAAAAAUGAACAUGAGCACCGAACAAUCAGUUUCCGAGAUUCCAAGUUGCCGGUCACUUCUAAGUGGUCGCGAUUUGCUGGCUCAUUAUAUGACUGAUUUCCAACCGCACACCUCUCUCAAUCGUCUAGUCUUACCGGAAGAGGAGUCCGCACACCAGAACGAAAUUAUUCAGCUAAAAGAGGAGUUUCGACAAAUUCUUUCCCAACAACAUGUUGACAGAGAAGAUUUGUACUCGAAAGGUGAAUGGGAGAACGACAGGAAGCGCGUCAGAAUUCUAAAAGCUCAAGGCAAGUGGAAUGUUUUUGGAUAUCAGGAGAAUAAAAAUUUAUAUCUCAACGGGUAUGAAGCUUUGCAUCUCAUGGAAAUGAACCGACUGAUAGUCUAUUGGAGUUCGGUUAUCGUGUCAAUGGAACAAGCGUAUAUGCUUUUCCUAGGAUAUCCUGAUUCACUAGAUUUGGAAGAGUAUCUUGUUUACAAUAUCUUAAUGAGAAGUGGUUUCUAUCUGUUGAAAUAUGAUGCGAACAGAGAGUAUGAGUCUGAUAUGGAAUCCGGCAGAGAGCUGGAUGAAGACCAAAAAUGUAUCUGGCGUAAUCUGUAUGAAAUGCUGCAUCAACCCAACCCUCUGAUAGAUGAAACCGAUAGUACUAUUGAUCCAAUAAAGUAUGACGAGAUAAAGCGUUCUAUGUUGAGUUUGAGAAACAGCAUCAUGUUUCAGACAACACCUGUUCACUCUGAGCAAAGUGAAGCAAAACGAAAACGUGCAGAUUCUAUUGAAACUAGUUCGUUACACUUUGAGCAAAGUAAGACAAAACGGAAACGUGCUAGUUCCAUUGAAGUUUGCUCUGAACAUAACGAAGGUGUUAUCAACAAAUCAAACAAUAUAUUUAACUCUAAACUUAAGAAGUUUAAUGAACUUUUUCACAGUUUCAAUGUUAUUAAAAGUACUUUGAAUGAUUCGCUGGCCGAUGUAGAUAGAGAGGACAACCAGUUAAAGUUUUCUUUUGAUAUGUACACUGCCGAUGGAUCCGUUUUCCGGAAAAGUAGACCGACGCCACCUGAGCACCGGAUACUGGUUAGAAGGUCAAAUCAAUCGUUGCCAACUGCUGCCGAAAUAGGGCAUUUUUUCCAGUGCCAACCUACGCCGUCAGUGCCAAUUCUACUGAUGCUAGUGUCUGACACACUGUCCAUAAAUUGCUUCCUAUACAACUUUAACCAGUUACCUUCAAAUAUCAUUGCUGUGAGAUACCCGAAGAGCUCUAUAGCAAUGCAGGAAAACAGUGCUUUGAAUGUGGAGUCAGAUGAUGACGAGCACAGUUAAUGAUGAGUUAUA